UCAUAUUGUCAAUUCAGACAGCGAUCUAUCACGCUGACAGGUUGAAAUAUGAAUAAUCUCACAACAAAACUAUUCGCUUCCGAACUAAUCCAAAGAACAAAAUCAGCAAUUUCGAAAUAUUCUUCGACGGCUUACGAAGCAACUCGCAAAAAUAUCCUUCUCAACAAAGACACCACGGUAAUCGUCCAAGGGAUAACCGGAAAGCAUGGAACGUUCCACGCCGAACAGGCCAUCAGCUAUGGAACCAAGAUAAUCGGAGGAGUAACCCCCAAGAAAGGGGGCACGAAGCAUUUAGGUCUGCCGGUCUUCAACAACCUCAAAGAGGCGAAAAGUGCCAUUAAGAAGAUAGAUUGCUCGGUAAUUUUCGUGCCGCCUCCAACUGCCGCCAGAGCCAUCUUAGAGGCGAUGGAGCAGGAAAUACCGCUCAUCACUUGCAUCACCGAAGGUAUUCCCCAACAGGAUAUGGUGCGAGUGAAGCACAAACUAGUGAGACAGAAUAAGUCGAGAUUGAUCGGGCCCAAUUGUCCAGGCAUUAUAGCACCGGGGGCGUGCAAAAUCGGAAUCAUGCCCGGAUUUAUUCAUAAGGCUGGAAUGGUUGGAGUUGUUUCUAGAUCAGGAACUCUUACUUAUGAAGCAGUGCAUCAAACUACUAAAGAAGGUUUGGGGCAAUCGUUAGUAGUUGGAAUUGGCGGAGAUCCGUUUAAUGGCACAAACUUCAUCGACUGUAUCGAUAUAUUUCUUCAGGACAAAAAAACAAAAGCAAUUAUAAUGAUUGGAGAGAUUGGUGGAGAAGAAGAAGAAAAAACGGCAGAGUUUUUAUCAGAAAAAAAUGUGGGAGGAAACUUCAAACCAGUGGUUGCUUUCAUUGCUGGAAAAUCUGCUCCACCUGGGCGUAGAAUGGGUCAUGCUGGAGCUAUAAUUUCAGGAGGAAAAGGAAAAGCAUCUACUAAAAUUGAAGCUUUGAAAAAAGCUAAUGUAGUUUUAUCUGAUUCGCCGGCCACAAUGGGAAAACUAUUAAAAGAAGAAAUGUUACGUCUAAAAUUAAUUAAAUAAUAUUAACUCUGACUUAAUUAUAACUUUCAUCUUAAAAUUAACUCCUUUCUUUUUU
Messenger RNA from Harmonia axyridis, 1108 nucleotides. RefSeq names its product succinate--CoA ligase [ADP/GDP-forming] subunit alpha, mitochondrial-like. The transcript has 2 exons. The record is from RefSeq and is a predicted model, not a curated record. Gene Ontology annotation, cellular component: mitochondrion; succinate-CoA ligase complex (ADP-forming). Gene Ontology annotation, biological process: tricarboxylic acid cycle. The coding region runs from base 49 to 1053 and encodes 334 amino acids. Lineage: Eukaryota; Metazoa; Arthropoda; Insecta; Coleoptera; Coccinellidae. Gene Ontology annotation, molecular function: succinate-CoA ligase (GDP-forming) activity; succinate-CoA ligase (ADP-forming) activity.